GCAAGGCGCCGGCCGCUCCCCGACAGCGGGGUCGGGCAGCGGGUGCCCCGACGGUAUGCCGGAGAAGCGGCUCUCUGCCGACCCGCCAGAGAUUACAGAAGAUGAUUUUGAAAAUUACUUGGCAACAGAUGACUUCCUUGUGGAUUACUUUAAUGAGUUCUUAAGCCUUCCUACCUUUUCAGAGGCAAUUAGAUUUAAUGUAGACUAUGGAGUUUUUGAAGUGAUUAAUAAUGCACCACAACUUCUGGAAAAGCAACUGAAAAGAGUUCUGCGAAACCAGCAACCUCGAAAUCCCAUCUAUGAUGUUAUAAGGAAAGGGAAAAAUGAUGCUAAAUCUCUUCAAAAUGGCAUCUCCAGUGAAGAUGAAGCCAUUAGUGUCAACUACAAUAUCAUGUGUCUCAACCGUGAACAAGGUAUUAAGUGGAUCAAAAGAAAAAGACUUCCAGCAUUUCUGGAGAGUGAUUGCUACUUUGAAUACAGAUUAGCCAAGUUGAUCUCACAAGCAACAUGGAGCAACUCAGGCAUGAAUUUCAUAGUAGGUACAAACUUUUCCCCCUGGAUCCUGAGAAAGCUGCCUACUCCACCUCCUCCUACCAUUGAAGAGGACCAUCUCAUGAUUAUGAAAAAGUUCUAUGUUUCUCUUGGCCAGGCCUCCUAUACUCAAACAAAAGAUUGGUUUACACUAGCAAAAGAAAGUCAGAAAACAGUAACAACCUUUUCGUUACCCUGCUGUAAACCCCACCACAAAACUGCGCCCCCAGCUAUUUCUUCUGUGUCUGAGAGUUUUAUAUUCGAUGAUGGAAUUCACCCCAGGAAAACAAAGAGCCCAACUAAAACCACUGAAAUAAUUCCUGAGCUGGAAGAAGAAGAAGAAGGCUCUGUAUCAAUAAAAGAUACUCCUUCCCAAGCUCUUCUGAGAAUAUACCUUGAAAGGAAAGAGGGCCAGGUCGACAAGAACCUGACAAUGCAUUUCUCGUCAGUUGAAGAAUUUCUCAACAACUAUAUAGUCUUUAUCUUGAGACAAGCCAUUGAGCACAUCACAGGCCAUUCCUUUAGGGACAUUCCAGGCUAUAUCAACUUCUACAAUGUAUCCCAGCUGAUAUUUGAUAGUAUGGAGCCUGUGCCUAGAAGGAAGGUUGUAAGUUCGCCUCAAUUUGAAACAGAAAAGGAAAUCUCAGAAGAGAAAUUGGAAAAAGCAAGUUUAAGUUCAAAGAGUGAGAGUCUUGGGCCAGAGGGCAGGGCCGACUGGUGUAUUUCUCACAGAGCCUAUGACAUUGGCAACAGAAGGGAAUUUGAAAGAUUUAAGAAGUUUCUAAAGGGAACAUUAGGAGAAAGAUACUGGUGGCUAUGGAUGGACAUUGAGAGGUUAAAAGUCCUUAAGGACCCUGGAAGACAUCAAAGACAUCUUGAGAAAAUGAAGAAAUGCUACCUUGUGAGCAGUGGGGAGCGCUACCUUUCUACAGAAAUUCUAUCCAAGUUUAAACUGCUGCAUGGAUCCCGGUGGACAGAAGAACAUUUAAAAAACAUUCAGAUUGAGGUUAUAAAACCUUUACUUCUGUAUUGGGCACCAAGAUUUUGUGUUACUCAUUCAUCUUCAACAAAAAAUGCUAGUGCUGAGCUGAAAUUCUGGCGCCUCCGUCAAGAGAAACCGAGGAAGGAUGUUGAUCCUUUCCCACAGAUGGCUACCCUCCUGCCAUUAAGACCAAAGUCUUGCAUUCCACAGGUCCCUGAGGUCCAGGGAGAAGAAAUCGGUUUAUUUCAACCACCUAAAUCUAAGAAAUUAUCAAGAGUAAGCAUAGGGACUCAAAAAUUUGGGAGAAUUGAGUCCUUGUAUCCAGUUCCUUCUAAGGAUGAUGGGCCAGAGAAAGGGUCACAGUUGGCAGAGGGAAGCACAGUAGUUCGCUUGACGUCUUUUACUGACAUCUCUGAAUGUCUGAAGCCCCAGCUGGAGAGAAAAUAUACUUAUACAGAAGAGCAUGAUGUUAAAACUGUAUCAGAUGCUGGAGCCUUGGGAGGAUUUGACAUGGAAAACUUGUUACAGUCUUUGUAUGUUGAAAAUAGAGCUGGAUUCUUCUUCACUAAGUUCUGUGAGAAUUCAGGGAACAAGCUGUGGAAGCACAGUGUGUACUUUUGGUUUGACCUCCAGGCUUACCAUCAGCUGUUCUAUCAAGAAACACUUCAGCCUUUUAAAGUAUGCAAGCAAGCCCAAUACCUUUUUGCCACUUACAUUGCUCCGUCAGCCACUCUGGACAUUGGACUUCAACAGGAAGAGAAGAAAGACAUUUACAUGAGAAUCCAGCCACCAUUUGAGGACCUCUUUGACACAGCAGAAGAAUAUAUCCUCCUCAUCCUUCUGGAACCCUGGACACAGAUGGUGAUGUCAGACCAAGCAGCUUACAGAAAGGUGAAACUACAGGAAGAGACUCGGCAGCUGGAUUCCACAUACUUCAGAAAGCUACAAGCUUUGCAUAAAGAAACAGUUCCCAAGCUGACUGAGGACACUGCCGGAUCUGUAACUUGCAUUCCGUCACUGGCUGAAGUCUCUAAACAAACAGAAUAUUGGAGUAAUGUUCCUGAAGAAUACAAGCACUUUACCUUUAAUGAUCUACUUAACAACAAACUGGAAUUUGAACAUUUCCGUCAGUUCCUAGAGUCUCAUUCUUCAAGCAUCGACCUUAUGUGUUGGAUAGAUAUCGAGCAGUUCCGAAGAAUCCUUUUUAAAGACCAAAAGCAAAGGGAGGCAAAGUCUAUAUACAUUAAAAACAAAUACCUCAAUAAAAAAUAUUUCUUCGGCCCCAACAGCCCAGCUUCUCUGGGUCAGCAGAACCAGAUAAUGCUUCUGAGUGGCGGCUGGGGGAGGAUCCUUCACGAGCAGCUUGACGCGCCGGUGCUGGUGGAAAUCCAGAAGCACGUCUUGCACCGACUGGAAAACGUGUGGUUGCCAUUGUUUCUCACAAGUGAACAGUUCGCAUCACGUCAGAAGAUAAAGAUACGGAUGAAAGACAUAGCUGAUGAGCUUUUACUGCAGAGGCAUGACAGGAAAAUUGGAGUUUGGAAGCCUGUGGCAAGUAAGUGGAUAUCUUCAUCCUGUGAGAUUAUUGCUUUCCGUAAAGCAUUAUUGAAUCCAGUCAUUGCAAGGCAAUUUCAACGAUUUGUGGCCCUGAAAGGAGAUUUAUUGGAAAAUGGAGUACUUUUUUGGCAAGAAGUACAGAAGUUUAAGGAUCUGUGCCACUCACACUGUGAUGAGUCCAUCAUCCAGAAGAAAGUCAUGACCAUCAUCAACUGCUUCAUCAACUCCUGUAUCCCACCGGCUUUGCAGAUUGAUAUUCCGGUUGAGCAGGCCCAGAAGAUAAUUGAACACCGGAAGGAGCUGGGACCAUAUGUGUUCCGAGAGGCACAGAUGACAAUUUUUGGAGUUCUGUUUAAGUUUUGGCCACAGUUCUGUGAGUUUAGGAAGAAUUUAACAGAUGAAAAAAUUAUGAGUGUUUUAGAGAGAAGACAAGAAUAUAAGCAGAAAAAGAGACUGUCAGAGUCAGAGGAAGACAGGAUUGGAAAGGCUGUCAAGCAGUAUGCAAGCACCACAGGCUCACUAACCAAAGCUCCUUUAGCCAGCGAGUCCUUACUAGGCCUGCAAGCUUAUGGUCGACAGGACCUCUCACAAAUAGAAAAGCCAUUGGGUUCCUUCUCUGUUAAUCCUUCCAUUUAUAUUAAGGAGUUCGUUAUCUGUCCCAGGCAUGACCUUCAUGUGAUCCAGGCCUCCACCCUCACUCCUGAGGAAGGAGACAGCCGAGUCUUCCUGACAGACACGGCUGCAACAGAAUACACUCCAAGCCCGAGCCUUAGCAGCUGCCCGGAGGCCACUGGGGCCCCACAAGCAGGACAAGGGAAGUGGACCACAAGGCUCCAUCCCACCGGAGCUCAGCCCAAGUCAACUCCACCAGAAGCCUGCUUCAAAUGUCGUCAGCAGGCCACUGGUCACGGUAUUGCCCUGACGCCCAGCCGAUCAGGAGUUCAUGCCUCGUCUGCUGACAGCCCGGACACUGGAGAUCUGAAUGCCUUAGCGCAGGCUCAUCCUCUAAGUCACACCAUGGAGGUCCAGCCUCACCAACACUGGCAACUUCCGGCCUUUGAAUUCUGCAGCUUAGACCUGGUGACUCCCUCUGACCUCUCUGAGCCUAGGGCGAUGCUGCAGGCCACCUCUUGGCUCCUGAACUACCUCAGCUCCCUAGGAUACCGUGUUCCCCAGGCUCAGCUACACUCUCCCACUGUGGUAUAUUUGGGUGUUCAAUUCAACCUGGGUUCUAAGACCCUCAUCUCUGACAGGGUCCAAGCCCUGCGGUAUUUACAACCCCCAUCUACCACAGACCAGAUUCUCUCAUUUUGGGGCCUGAUGGAAUUCUUCCAUCACUGGGUCCCUAACUUUACCAUUAUGGCCAGGCCCCUAUACCAAGCGGCCAGAGAGACUCCCAAGGGGCCCCUCACCUACCCAGCCACUGUCUGCCGCCUUUUCUUCUCUUUACUACGAGAUGCUCUUCUAACAGCCCCACUGUUGCUCCUCCAGACCCCUCUUGACCUUUAUACAGAGGAAAGGUUGGGGGUGGCCACCAGGCUUCUAGUCCAACCAGCCGGGCCUUCGAACAGGGCCAUGGCAUUAUUCUUGUCCAAACAACUGGAGCUCACCAUCUGUGGAUGGCAGCCAUGCCUGAGAGCCCUGCAGCAGCGGCUGGACUCACAGCCAGGCUCUCAAGAUCACCUGUUCCAGCCGGUACACUCUACCUCUCAGACCUUCUGA
Molecule: messenger RNA, 4792 nt
Organism: Onychomys torridus (southern grasshopper mouse)
Lineage: Eukaryota; Metazoa; Chordata; Mammalia; Rodentia; Cricetidae
Gene: Rgs22
Product: regulator of G protein signaling 22
Exons: 27
Coding region: 56-4792 (1578 amino acids)
Biological process (GO): regulation of signal transduction
Molecular function (GO): G-protein alpha-subunit binding
Source: RefSeq, a predicted model, not a curated record